AUCCAAUCGGUUGCAACAAUUCCCGGAGAACCGAGAGCCCCCAAAAUCGUGACAGCUGAUGUCCCCGGACCCAAGUCCCAAGCUUUGCUGAAAGAACUCGACAAAGUGCAGCAAACUGGUGGCGUGUCCCUGUUCAUGGACUACAAGAAAUCCAUAGGAAAUUACGCUGCUGACGUUGAUGGGAAUUUAUUGCUUGAUUGCUUCACGCAAAUCGCCUCCCUUCCCCUGGGCUACAGCCACCCGGCAUUGAUGAAAGUCGCCUCCGAUCGCGAUAAUGCAGCAGUUUUUGUGAACCGACCCGCUUUGGGAAUGUUUCCUUCUGCCGACUGGCCAGAGCUGCUGCAGAAAACCCUGAUGUCUGUUGCGCCUAAAGGGUUGGACGAAGUCAUCACAAUGGCGUGUGGGUCGUGUUCGAAUGAGAACGCCUUCAAGUGUUUGAUGAUGAAUAUGGCCGACAGGAAACGCGGUGGAGCGGACUUUUCGCAGAUUGAUUUAGACACUUGCUUGAUCAACUUGCCUCCAGGGUCCCCCAACUACUCUAUAUUAUCUUUCAAAGGUGCUUUUCACGGAAGGACUUUCGGGGCUCUCUCGACAACCCAUUCCAAGCCAGUUCACAAGCUGGACCUUCCCGCAUUUGAUUGGCCCAUUGCCUCGUUUCCAAUUUACAAAUAUCCACUGGAAGAGUUCAAGAGCGAAAACGAAAUAGUGGAUCGAAGAUGUCUGGAGGAAGUGCAGAUGCUGAUUGAACAAAGGGUGAACACGGGUACAGACGUGGUAGGGGUUGUCGUCGAACCAAUCCAGAGUGAAGGAGGAGAUCAUCACGCAUCACCCGAUUUCUUGCGAAAAUUGCAGGCUAUAACGAAAAAGGCUGGUAUUGGAUUUAUUGUGGAUGAAGUCCAGACUGGUUGUGGUAGCACCGGGAAAAUGUGGAGCCACGAACACUACAACCUAGAUGGUCCUCCCGACAUCGUUACAUUCAGCAAGAAAAUGUUGACUGGUGGUUUCUACCUCAAAAAGGAAUACAGACCUAAGCAAGGAUACAGGGUGUUCAACACAUGGAUGGGGGACCCCGGGAAGAUGUUGCUGUUGGAUGCAGUUUUGCAGACUAUCAAGACUGAUAAUCUGCUUAAAAAUGUGACUGAAACCGGCAAAUAUAUCCUUUCUGCACUUGAAGAUCUUCAGGCUCGUUAUCCACACUGUUUCAACUCCGCACGUGGGCUGGGAUUCAUUUUGUCUGUCAACUGUUUCACCGUGGAGCGCCGGGACAGGUUGAUCCAUAAAUUGAGGAAAAAAGGUACGAAAAAAAAAUCAGUCAAGCAAGCAAAAUUUAUUGGAGUAAUAUCCUAAUGGGCAAAUGAAAACAGAC
This is a messenger RNA of Notodromas monacha, 1366 nucleotides long. Lineage: Eukaryota; Metazoa; Arthropoda; Ostracoda; Podocopida; Cyprididae. The record is from the annotation of a GenBank genome assembly.